Molecule: messenger RNA, 414 nt
Organism: Dissoconium aciculare CBS 342.82
Lineage: Eukaryota; Fungi; Ascomycota; Dothideomycetes; Mycosphaerellales; Dissoconiaceae
Exons: 2
Coding region: 1-414 (137 amino acids)
Source: RefSeq, a predicted model, not a curated record
AUGUCGUCACCCGUUCCAAUCGCCCUCUGCGGCAAACUACCUCACCUGACGGAACAUUUCAAGAAGCACGUUCAGCCCGAUUAUGAAGUUGUGCAACACUGCGAUUCAGUCGAGACGGCUAAAGUCGAGCUUCCCGCGGUCCUCCGUGGCGAUAGACCCGGCGUCAGACGCUUCCUGGCUGUUGUGGUCGGCGGUGGCUUUUCACCCGACGAGCUCGCAGAGAUCCGCGCAGUUCAGGGACUCGAGCAUCUUGUCUGGUUCUACCCGGCCAGCGUGAAUAUUUCCAAGCAAUCGGCUCCACCGCCCGCGGAAGUGAUCGCCAAUGGUACGUUGAAGGCUAUGCGGAAGGUUGGACUUGUGCAGGGAGUAAGGGAAGGUAAUGUCGAGCCAGGGGUAUACGAUUCGAUUGCCUAG